This is a messenger RNA of Neltuma alba, 1663 nucleotides long. RefSeq names its product O-acyltransferase WSD1. NCBI's taxonomy places the organism in Eukaryota, Viridiplantae, Streptophyta, Magnoliopsida, Fabales, Fabaceae. The coding region runs from base 138 to 1547 and encodes 469 amino acids. Gene Ontology annotation, cellular component: plasma membrane. Gene Ontology annotation, biological process: triglyceride biosynthetic process. The transcript has 5 exons. Gene Ontology annotation, molecular function: diacylglycerol O-acyltransferase activity. The record is from RefSeq and is a predicted model, not a curated record.
AAUAGCAUUCCUUUUAGUAUAUAUCUAUAUAUAUGUAUGAGUAUGAGCUUGUCCUCAUCAUGUGUGCUCAUGCUUUAGAGUGCCUUCGCAAACCCAUUAACUGAGUUGUGAGGGCGAAUGUGACAGAAAGCACAAAGAUGGUGAUGAAGCAGUAUCAAGAAGAAGCAGCAGUACCAGUGAGUCCUAUUGGACAAUACUUCAACAGCUCUGUGCUCUGUAUUUACGUUGUUGGCGUUUUGGAAUUCGAGGUUCCUUUCGAUGAAUCACAAGCCAUUCCUCUCCUCACGCGCCUCUUUCUUCCUGUCAAUCCUCGCUUCUCCUCCAUCAUGGUUGAAGACAUGAGUGGGAAGAAACAAUGGGAGAAAGUGGAAGUCAACUUGAAAGAUCAUGUUAACAUCCCCUCAUUCCCUGAAUGCGAGCCAGAUGAAUUAUAUGACAAGUAUUUUUCGGAUUACAUGUCCAAAAUAGCAUCAGAGAAGCUUCCAGAGAACAGACCAUUAUGGGAAAUUCACAUCGUGAAUUACCCUACAAGCAGUGCGGCAAGCAGCCUCAUAUUCAAACUCCACCACGCUCUUGGAGAUGGCUACUCUCUCAUGGGUGCUCUUCUUUCUUGUCUUCAAAGAGCCGACGAUCCCUCACUUCCCUUGCCUUUCCCUCCCCUCAAACCUGCAAAAUCUCAUCGCAAAAGCUUCUUCAACAGAUUUUCUUUGGCCAUGUCAUCAGCCUUCCAUACUUUCGCUGAUUUUUGGGGGAGCAUAUCGAAGAGCAGUGUCAAUGAAGAUGACCAAACACCAAUCAGGUCUGGAAUUGAAGGACCUGAGAUUCCUCCAUUCACUGUAUCAACCUUGGAAUUCUCCCUUGACCAAAUCAAACUCGUCAAGUCCAGGCUAAUUGGAGCGACAAUAAAUGACGUGAUUACUGGGGUUAUUUUCUUUGGGAUUCGCUUGUACAUGCAAGACGUAGACAUCAAAUCCAGGGCCGCAAACUCCACUGCGUUGGUGCUGAUGAACACAAGAAACAUCGAAGUCUAUCAAUCUGUCGAUGACAUGCUCAAGUCUAAGGCCUCUUGGGGGAACCAUUUUUCCUUCUUCCAUGUGCCGAUUCCAAAGUUAGAAGAUGAUAGGAUUUCAAAUCCACUAGAAUUCAUCUGGGAAGCACACAAUAUAAUCAUCAGGAAGAAACAAUCCGCGGCCGUUCUCCUCGCCGGCAUGCUUCUCGAAAUGAAGAGAAAAUGGAAAGGAUAUGAGGCAGUAGCUAAGCACAUGUACGAUACAAUGUCAAAAUCGAGUUUGGCAAUAACUAACCUAAUCGGACCAUCACAAAAAAUAUCUUUAGCUAACCAUCCCGUCAAAGGCUUGUAUUUCACAUCUGUCGGGGUUCCUCAGAGCCUUCAGAUGUCAGUAAUGAGCUACAAUGGCGUUCUGAGAGUGUCCCUGCAGACAGAAAAAUAUUUCAUAGAUGAACACAAACUGAAAUCCUCCCUCGAAAGUGCCUUUGAGAUUAUACUCAAUGCAGCCAUGGAGAUUCCUCGACAAACCAAAAAUUAGAAUUAGCCUGAACGACUAAAAUUCAUCAGCCUGCAAGCUCAAGCUAUAAUGUUUCCCAGAUUUAUCUAUUGUUCAUCAUUUGUUGCACGUCUUCACUUAGAAUUUUAAAUAUGGAA